Molecule: messenger RNA, 1807 nt
Organism: Diospyros lotus (date-plum)
Lineage: Eukaryota; Viridiplantae; Streptophyta; Magnoliopsida; Ericales; Ebenaceae
Product: protein DETOXIFICATION 19-like
Exons: 7
Coding region: 139-1626 (495 amino acids)
Biological process (GO): xenobiotic detoxification by transmembrane export across the plasma membrane
Cellular component (GO): membrane
Molecular function (GO): xenobiotic transmembrane transporter activity; antiporter activity
Source: RefSeq, a predicted model, not a curated record
AGGAAGAUUGUUUAAUUUGUCGUCACCUUGCUAUCCUUAUUGCCAUGGAAUAUUAUAUUUGGUAAUCCGAUCAGAAGCCAAGAAGACGAGCGAGGAGAGGAGAGGAGGAUAUAGAUAUUAAGGGAGAGAUAUCGAUCCAUGUCUCGGGAGGCUACUGCUUCAGAGGCCGCCAGUACUGAUCCGCUGCUCCACUACAAGUACAACCAUGGCAGCGGCGAGGAGGAUGGAAGGUGGCGCCGGUCCCGGUGGAAUAAGGUGCUGGACGUGGAAGAGGCCAAGAGGCAGGUGCUGUUUUCGCUUCCCAUGAUUCUUACUAGUGUUUCUUACUAUCUCAUCCCGGUCGUCGCCGUCAUGUUCGCCGGCCAUCUCGGAGAGCUUCAGCUCGCCGGAGCCAAUCUCGCCAAUUCUUGGGCCACCGUUAGCGGCUUUGCUUUCAUGAUUGGGCUAAGCGGGGCACUGGAAACACUGUGCGGGCAAGGGUACGGAGCAAAGCUGUACAGAAUGAUGGGCAUAUACCUGCAAGCAUCUUGCAUCAUCUCCUUCUUCUUCAGCAUCCUCAUCUCCCUCUUCUGGUUCUACUCCGAGCCCAUUCUCGUCUUCCUCCGACAAGAUCCUCAAAUCUCCAGAGCCGCCGGGCUCUACCUCAAGUUCCUUAUUCCGGGAGCCUUCGCCCAUGGCUUCUUGCAGAACAUCCUCCGCUUCCUCCAGACCCAAAGCGUUGUUUUUCCACUCCUAAUCUGCUCGCUCCUGCCUCUGCUUCUCCACUUCGGAAUCACCUAUUUUCUGGUUCACUGCACCAGCCUCGGCUUCAAGGGCGCCGCAAUGGCGGUCUCGAUCUCGCUGUGGAUCUCGGUGCUCAUGCUGGCUGUCUACCUGGUUCUUGCGAAGCGGUUUGAGACCACUUGGACUGGGCUUUCUUCCGAGUCGUUCGGCCAUGUUUUCUCCAACUUGAAGCUGGCUCUGCCUUCUGCAGCAAUGGUGUGCUUGGAGUACUGGGCUUUUGAGCUGCUGGUUCUAUUAGCUGGACUAAUGCCUGAUUCAGAAUUAAACACUUCGUUACUUGCAAUGUGUGUGAACACAGAAGCCAUAGCCUACAUGAUCACUUAUGGUCUCAGUGCUGCUGCUAGCACGAGGGUGUCAAAUGAGCUGGGGGCAGGGCAGCCAGAGCUGGCCAAGCGCGCCAUGGGCGUCGCCCUGAAGCUCUCCCUCCUCCUCGCUCUUGCCGUGGUGUUAGCUCUAGGUCUCGGCCAUGACAUCUGGGCUGGCUUCUUCAGUGACAGCUCCAAAAUUAUACAACACUUCGCCUCAUUGACCCCAUUUCUUGUGGUUUCCAUCAUGCUUGAUUCCAUCCAAGGGGUCUUAUCAGGGGUGGCUAGAGGAUGUGGGUGGCAGCACUUGGCAGUGUACAUAAACAUGGGCACAUUCUACUGCCUGGGCAUGCCGAUUGCCAUCCUUCUUGGAUUUAAGCUCAAACUCUAUGCUCAGGGCUUGUGGUUGGGUUUGCUCUGCGGGCUCUCGUGCCAGGCGGGCACCCUUUUUCUGCUUACAAAGCGGGCUAAAUGGAUUGGGGUCAACUUGUGUGACACCACCGACGCCGCCAACAAACAGAACCCUCUUGUUGCGUGAAUGAAUGGCAAGGAGGGAGAUUUGUUUGAAUUGGGCACUCCUCUCUCUCGUUCCCAUUUCGUCCUCUCUGUAUCUUAUUUAACCCCUCGUUUGGGCAACCUAAGAUGGUCUCUAAUUGUUUUAUGGACUUUUUAAUUAGUGAUUUGACCCAAAAAUAAAAUUUCAAUUUCACCCGGGUUAA